Molecule: messenger RNA, 2033 nt
Organism: Equus caballus (horse)
Lineage: Eukaryota; Metazoa; Chordata; Mammalia; Perissodactyla; Equidae
Source: RefSeq, a predicted model, not a curated record
AGGUUCCCUCUCUGAGCUUCCAGUGCUCACCUAUAAAACGGGGGUCAUAACUGUGUUUUCCACAUGGAGUUUUGGGGAGGAUUAAAUCAGAUCGUGAAGGUAAUCGUGCAGCACGGCAUCCAGCUCGGAGGAAGGGGCUGUUAUUAUUAUUUGGAGCGGCUCUGGGGUGUAGGGAGAGAGCAGGCCCCUGGCCUUGCAGUGCGGGAGGAUGGGGGCGCAGGCAUUCGCCUAUGUGGAGCCUUAUUGAAUGGAUAGGGAAACUGAGGCCCAGGGAGGGGAAGGGCCUUUCCAGAGGUCACAGAGCACAGUGGAGGCAGAGCAGGGCCCAGCGACAAGGGCGAUGACGUCCUUCCAGGUCUCCGUGGGAGAUUAAAGUCAGUUGGGGAUCAUGGGUAGGGAGUGGGCCCUUUAAAUCCUAAGCUCCACCUUUGCUUGGAAGGGUCUUUGGGGAGUAUAAAAGGGGGGCUGCAGCUCCUCUCUGCUCCAGAAAAGCGUCUGCUGCUCCUGCCUGCUGGUCCCCAGCCUCUCUCCAGCCACCCAGCACCAACCCCACCUGGGUGCCAUGCAGCUGCCACCCUUCGACAUGUGGAAGGACUAUUUCAACCUGAGCCAAGUGGUGUUGGCACUGAUCCAGAGUCGGGGGCAAAGGCCAGAGGCCCAAGGGACUGGGGAGUCAAGACCGGAGCCCCCGCUGGGGCAGGAUCAGGGGCUGGGAGGGCCGGGGGCCGGCAGGGGCCUGGCCACCCUGUGCAACUUCUGCAAGCACAACGGGGAGUCACGCCACGUCUACUCCUCACACCAGCUGAAGACCCCGGAGGGCGUGGUGGUGUGUCCCAUCCUCCGGCACUACGUGUGUCCGCUGUGCGGGGCCACCGGCGGCCAGGCCCACACGCUCAAGUACUGCCCGCUCAACGGUGGCCAGCAGUCGCUCUACCGUCGCACUGGGCGCAAUUCGGCCGGCCGCAAGGUCAAGCGCUGAGGACCGUGGGGUGCCCACCCCCCAUUCCUCCAACCCCCCUGGUUCGGUCCCCACCAAGUCCCUGCACCCACCCCCCCCCGGACUCACUCAGCACUUUGGAACCUCUGUUCGCCAGAACUCUGUCCCCGCUGGAUCCGGAAACAAUCGAGGCUGCUGGGGACCCAGGCCAGCACUGCCCCCUGGGAUCUCUCAGCCCUUGGGGCUCCGUCCUGGGGGUGUCUGUGGAUUCUCGGAGCAGCAGGACCCUGCCGCUUGCAUGGCACAGCCCCGUGGCUCCUUCUGGGCCACAGCCUGGAUCUUCAGUCCUUUGGGGGGCCUGCUGGUGAGCCAGCCCUGCCCGCUCUGACUUCUCAGCCCCCGGAUUCCAUUCCACAUGGUAUUCUUGGAUCCUUGGACCUCGGGGACCCCACGGUGCUCUCCCAGGCCAGCCCUCAGAAUUUGGAGAGAGUGUACCAGGCUGGCAUGGACCCACCAGCCCAAGACCUUCACGAUGGGAUUCAGCCUCCAGACCCGCCUGUCCACCUUCUUCAGCCACCUGUAGACCCCUGGUGUCAUCGUGGAACCGGCUGGAUCGGCUAGACAGUUGCUCCCUGCUCUCAGCAGCCCACCCCUCAGGAGCUGGGGGAGGGCGGGGGCGCAGGGCAGGGGCACCAGGUCUGCACAGGCUUCUCCGGGGGUGGGGUAACCGACACCCUUCCACUCCCCCUGGUUGUUAUCCCGUUUCCCGGCGCUCCUGCCCCCCAACCGCAAAUCACUCCCCCAGCGAGAGGGCUGGGCGUCUCUCGCCACCUCCCACCCACCCCCCAAAUCACCAUCGUUUGCUAAAGGGGCGUUUUAUUUCUCCCGGGUUUUUUUUUUUUUUCGUUCUCCAACGGGUUUAGUGCCCGGAUGGAAAGAAUGGCACCUGCCUGGAUUUUAUUUUAAGGGGCCAAGAAGAGCCCCGGUCAGAUUUUAAGUUGUUCGGUUUUUGGCUCAGGGCUGGGGGCCCGGGGGCUGAGCUCUGGGGAAUAAAGAGCGUUUCUGGUUGUCUUUGAAACCGCCCUGUCUGUUUCUG